Molecule: messenger RNA, 4788 nt
Organism: Thamnophis elegans (Western terrestrial garter snake)
Lineage: Eukaryota; Metazoa; Chordata; Lepidosauria; Squamata; Natricidae
Exons: 3
Coding region: 1-4788 (1595 amino acids)
Biological process (GO): DNA integration; proteolysis
Molecular function (GO): nucleic acid binding; RNA-DNA hybrid ribonuclease activity; aspartic-type endopeptidase activity
Source: RefSeq, a predicted model, not a curated record
AUGGGUGGAGGAAGUAGUAGUCAGACUCCUCUGGAUUCUAUGUUAAAGCAUUUUAAAGAAGGAUUUAUGAGUCAGGAUUAUGGAAUUGUGUGGAGUAAACAUGAGCCUAGGAGGUUUUGUGAAUUAGAAUGGCCCAGAUAUGACAUUGGGUGGCCUGAAAUAGGUACCUUUGAUCCUCACUUAGUUUUAAAAGUCCAUAGGUUGGUGUUUGAUCCUAAGAUAGGGAGCUUAGCUCAGGCUCCAUAUAUAGAUGUUUGGAAGAAAUUAGUUAAUCAACCCCCAGCUUGGUUAAAGAAAUGUAAACAACAAUGUAUUCUUAUGGCUGUCAGAGUUACAGACCCCAAAAGUCCUAAGCAGAGACCACCAGUCUUGGCUAGUGCACCAGAAGAAUUGCCACAACCCCCUCCAUAUGUUGCACCUAGAGGGGUCGGUUUGCCAGUCACACCGCAAUCCUUGUCCCUGACUUAUACCAGAAGAACUACACCCAGCACGGGGGGGUCCACAAGCCAGUUACCUAUUGAAGGAAUUGAGCAGGGAUUAGAUGCUGUCCUUACUAGCAUGGAACAGAUAAGAUAUAAAGGAGAGAAAGAAGAAAAAGCUCCUAUAAGUUCCCCCGACACCAUGGGGGGCAAAGAAGUUUCUUUCCUUGUAGAUACAGGAGCAACCCGUUCAGUAUUAACUCAACCUUUGGGACAUAUUUCUUCUCAAUCUAUCAACAUUCAAGGGGCAACAGGAAAACCACAAACCCAGCCACUUUUAGAGCCUCUAUUAUGCACGGCGGGAGGAAAAAUGUUGACUCACCAGUUCGUAUAUUUGCCCAGCUGCCCGCUUCCACUCAUGGGUAGAGAUUUGCUUUGCAAACUUCGAGCACAGAUAUUUUUUGAUGAAAAGGGAUCCGUAGGAGUAAGAUAUGGAAAUGUGAAUUUAGACAUUCCUCGGGAAGAGGUUUGGAGAAUCAUGGUGGUGCAGGAAGUCUCAGGAGACAAAUGGAGGGAGUUCCGGGUUCCUGAGCUGUGGGCGGAAGAUAACCCCCCUGGUUUUGCUGCUCACCACACCCCUGUCAUUGUUGAGGAACUACCAAUGAGUCGUCCUAGAUUCUGGUGCCCACUGACUCACCAUGGAAUUCCCCGAUUCUACCUAUACCAAAAGGGGGAGGUUAUUGUUGUGCUACAAUAUGUGGAUGAUCUUUUGGUGACAGGACAAACAGAAGAGGUUUGUCAUGCCAAUACUGCAUCCCUUUUACUUCUGUUACAAGAAAAAGGCUAUAAAGCUUCUAGGGCCAAAGCACAAUUGGUCCAGUUGAAUGUUAGGUAUUUGGGAUAUGAUAUCCAGCAAGGGCAAAGAACUUUGGGACAUGAAAGAAAGGAGGCCAUUUGUCAAUUACCAGCCCCAAGAAAUAGGAAGGAAUUAAGAGGCUUUUUAGGGGCAGCGGGAUUUUGCCGCAUUUGGAUUCCUAACUUCGCCUUGUUAGCAAAGCCACUUUAUGAAGCUACAAAAGGAAAUGAAAAGGAACCUUUGCGAUGGGAAAAAGAGGAACAGAAAAGUUUUUUAAACUUGAAACAUGCUUUGACUCAAGCCCCGAGUCUGGGACUGCCUAAUUUAGAUAAACCUUUUCAUUUAUUUGUGGACACUAAACAGAAUAUGGCUGUGGGGGUGUUAACUCAGAAGAUGGGAACGUGGUAUCGACCAGUUGCAUAUUUGUCAAAACAAUUGGAUCAGGUAGCAAAAGGGUGGCCCUCUUGUCUUAAGGCUGUAGCAGGCACAGCUUUACUUACUCAGGAAGCAAAUAAACUUACUUUUGGACAGCAAUUGAAUAUCUACACCCCCCAUGCUCUUCGGGCUGUCCUAGAUCAGAAAGGUCAUUUAUGGCUUACCAAUCCACGUAUGUUGAAGUAUCAGGGGCUUAUUACCCAUAACCCCCUCAUAAAACUUGUUCAGUCAUAUGCUUUGAAUCCUGCCACUCUAUUACCUGAACCAGACUCUGAGAUCUCUCAUGAUUGUCUGCAAACUAUUGAGGAAACCUAUGCAAGUCGUCCAGAUUUGAAGGAUGAACCCUUUUCCGACCCAGAUGCAACUCUUUUUACUGAUGGAACCAGUUUUAUCCAUGAAGGUGUAAGAAAAGCAGCUUAUGCAAUAGUUACUCUUGAGGAUGUAUGGGAAGCUAAGCCCUUACCUGCAGGAACUAGUGCUCAGUUGGCAGAAUUGCAUGCACUCACUAGGGCAUUGGAAUUAGCAAAAGGCCUACGUGUCAACAUUUACACAGAUUCAAAGUAUGCCUUUCUUACAGUUCAAGUGCAUGGAGCUUUGUACAAAGAAAGAGGUCUUAUCACAGCAGGAGGAAAAGACAUUAAAUAUGGACCCCAAAUUUUGCGUCUAUUGGACAGUGUGUGGUUCCCCAAACAAGUUGCCAUUAUGCAUGUACGAGGUCAUCAGAAGGGGAUUUCAACAGCUGAAAGAGGAAACCACAAGGCUGACCAGGUGGCAAGAGCAGCAGCUUUGGAUCCAUUCUCCCUGCAAGCUAACUGUCUUACUUUGUGGAUCCCGAACCAGAAAGAUGAACCCCCCUCAUAUAGCCACUCAGAAGUCCAGCAAGCUGAAGCUAUAGGGGCAAAACUAGUGAAUGGGUGGUGGACUCUGCCGGACAACAGGGUGUUUGUACCUCAGCAGUUAGCAUGGGAGGUUGUUUCUUCCUUGCAUAGGCAUUUACAUCUAGGGAAGACAGUUUUGAGAAAGGCUUUGACAAGGGAAGUCUAUAUUAACAAUUUGUCUAGUCUAGCAGCUGCUGUUUGUUCUCGAUGUCAGGUGUGUGCUGCUAAUAACCCACGUCAGGGCCCGAGUCUUCCCCCUGGGCACCAACCUAGGGGGGCUUAUCCUUUUGAUUAUUUAAUGAUUGACUUUACAGACAUGCCGAAAGUGGGAUCGUAUACGGCUAUGUUAGUUGUUGUUUGUACAUACACGGGGUGGCCUGAAUGUGUUCCCACUAGAACGAAAAAAGCUUUGGAGGUAACCCGAACUCUAUUAAAUGUAGUUAUUCCACGAUAUGGGUUGCCCUCACGUAUCUCUUCAGAUAAUGGGCCUGAGUUCAUUCAUGCAGCCACUCAGAAGGUUGCCCAGGUAUUAGGGAUUACCUGGAAGUUACACUGUUCUUUCCACGCCCAAUCGGCGGGCGUCGUUGAAAGGGCCAAUAGAACUAUAAAGAAUAAAUUGGCUAAAAUUUGUCAAGAAACUCAUCUCAAAUGGCCAGAUGCCCUCAGCAUGGCAUUGCUAGCCGUGAGGUGCGCACCCACAGGGGAGUUGGGUGUCUCACCAUAUGAGUUAAUGUAUGGAAGGGUUCCUAAUUUGGUUAGUCCACAGGUAUUGCCUACUACUCAAGUGGCAGACACAGUGAAAAUCAGACAGUUGCAAGCUUUGAAUACUGUUGUCCAUCAAUUACAAAAAUAUGUGCUGUCGUGUCGUCCUCAUGUGAUUGUAACUCCAGUACAUAAUUUCCGCCCAGGACAGGAGGUCUGGGUAAAGGACUGGAAAAAGGUGCCUUUGGAACCCAGAUGGUGUGGACCAUAUACUGUUGUUAUUUGUUCUCCCCUUGCUGUUAAGGUAGCUGAAAUUAAGCCUUGGAUCCAUUGGACACGCCUGAAAUUGGCUGCAUCUUCGUGUGAGACUGUUUCCAAGGACUCUGUCCAGCCUCUACACCCUGCCAAAAGGAGAAGAAGAAAGGAGGACGCCACCUCGCCUGCUGAUUCACAGGAGGCAAUCGCUCUACGGCCAGGUGGUGAAGACCCCUCUGCAGGGAAUGUGAGACAUGUGUGGUUGUUGCAAUGGUGGUCAGAUGAAGAGAAUUUGUCAAGUAUGGAACCUCAGGUACUGAGCAAGACUCGGCACAUGGGCGUAAUACGUAACUAUGAUGAGAAAUCUAGUUACUUGAAGGUCUGGAUUACUCAUUCUAAUUACUCAGAAUCAUACCAGUGCCGAGCUGUAACAAUUGGUGAGAUUAUAAGCAGAACGGCAAGAGUCUCAUUGACUGCAGAAGGAAAAGGGAUGGUGGUUCUGGAGCCACUCUUGCAACCAGGUAGGAACCUCCAUCCUACACUUGUUCUUCCAGAAGGUGGGAAGGAUGGAUUAGAUGGGAAGGGAUCUGUAACCCCUGCCCCAUUGGAAUGCACUGCAUGCCUAGUAGGAACAAGAGGAAAUACUUUAAAGUUCAAAAUGGGAAAACCUAAAUCCUGUCAGAACUUCAAUCUUCCCAAUUGCACUUUUGGAAGGAAGCAACCCCGUCUUUAUAGUCAAUGUGAGGGAUCUGAAGGGGUGGUAUGUUAUCUACCUGCAACACCAGGGCUGGAUGAGUGUGGCCCAUGUCUUACAAAAGCUAAGGUGGGACCUCGUACCAUUGUUACAAUGAUCUACCACACUCAGGCCCCAGUGGACUGCACCCCUCAGAAAAAGACAUGUGUAUCUAACGGUACCAUGUAUAACUAUUGCAUUCAGAAGAACCAGCUUGUUUGUUAUCAGCCAACCACUCCAGUUCGCAUCAAAGUCAGUGUAUGGGCCGGCUUGGCCCUACUUGACAACCCCAAGGAAUCCCGGCUUUACCACCUCACCACAGUUACUGCUUUAAAACAAGGACAAAAGCCCAUCACCGUAUCAUUUGGUGUAUGUGCUGCAAUGGAUAGGGUGGCUUACAGAAGCUGUGGAAGUCAGGGAUGGAGACAAACUUAUUACCACAAUCAUAAGUAUCUCUGUCCCCGAUCCCAUGUCUACUGCCAAGGAUGUAAGAAUCCAAGUCGGGAUUAG